AUGUGGGGGGCCGCGGUGUCAAAUCCACCUCAUUACCACUAUGUUCAAGGACCUACCGGUCCAAUGCCACAAGUUGGACCAAGUGGGCCCAUAUUGGCUGGUCCAAAUACGAGAUAUUUAAAACCACAAUCAUCGUAUUCUCUUCCUCACGGUAGUAAUGGGCCGGGUCGUUGGGGUUGGUCAGGCAAUCAUAUCUCGUCCUUCGAUAGACGACAGCUGAAGGUGCCUCCACAACCCGCACGCCCUGCUCCCGUUCGACCGUCGCAAAGUCGUAACGCUGGAACCAAUAAGGUCGACCCCGAGCUGAUCUUCACAAAACAGGAGAAGAUCGGCAAAGGCUCUUUUGGUGAAGUGUUCAAGGGUGUCGAUAACAGGACCCAACAAGUAGUCGCCAUUAAGAUAAUUGAUUUAGAAGAAGCUGAAGAUGAAAUUGAGGACAUCCAGCAGGAGAUUAUGGUGCUGUCGCAAUGUGACAGCCCAUACGUCACUAAAUAUUACGGAUCAUACUUGAAGGGAACAAAACUAUGGAUCAUAAUGGAGUACCUGGGUGGCGGGUCGGCGUUGGACCUGAUGAAAGCUGGCAGUUUUGAAGAAAUGCACAUAGCUGUAAUACUCCGAGAGGUAUUACGAGGUCUCGACUACCUGCACUCGGAAAGAAAACUGCACAGGGAUAUCAAGGCUGCUAAUGUACUGCUUAGCGAAAUGGGCGACGUAAAGCUAGCUGACUUCGGUGUAGCGGGUCAAUUGACGAACACAACCAGCAAAAGGAACACAUUUGUCGGCACUCCAUUCUGGAUGGCACCCGAAGUGAUUAAACAGUCGUGUUACGACAGCAAAGCGGAUAUCUGGUCAUUGGGCAUCACAGCUAUUGAACUAGCGAAGGGUGAACCGCCCAACUCCGAACUACAUCCCAUGAGGGUGCUCUUCCUCAUCCCCAAGAAUAACCCUCCUCAACUCACGGGUAGUUACUCAAAACCAUUCAAAGAGUUCGUUGAGGCGUGCUUGAAUAAGGAUCCAGAAAAUAGACCAACUGCUAAGGAGUUACUAAAGUUCCAGUUCAUCAGGAAGGCAAAGAAGAAUUCUUAUCUAAUGGAUCUUAUAGAUAGGUAUAAGAAAUGGAAGGCUCAGCGGAGCGAGGAAAGCGAAACCGAGUCGGAGAAUUCAGAUUCUGAAGAAUGCCGGAGCGGUGACGGUGAGGCGGACGAGCCCUGGAUCAUGACGGUGCGGGGUGGGGCCGCCGCGCGCGCUCUCCAGCAUGACAACAAUCGCAGGCACCAUCAAGAUGAUACUGUGCCUUCGCCGACGGCGGUGGUGAGCAGCGCGGCGGUGGGCGCGGGGCGCACCAACGGCGCGGCGCGGCCCAGCGCCGCCGACGUGCCCGACGUGCCGCCCGCGCUGCCGCCCAUCGCCAACAACAACAACACGGACAAGCACCCCGCGCGCCAGUCUCCCGCGGCGACGACGGCUCCGGAGGUGCGCGCCGGUGGCAAAGAGCGCGACCGUGAACGUGCCGAGCGCGACGAGCGCAACGAGCGUAACGAGCGCAACGAGCGUAACGAGCGCAAUGAGCGCAAGGAGCGUCACGAACACGCCGCCACCAACCGGGACUCCGUAGUUUAUAAUAAAAACGCGGCACCCCUAGACCACAGAGGAACUAACAGCGAAGAGAACAAAGCUAGGAGACACCCGUAUCUGCAACAGCUUAUUUAUCCACUUCUCAAUGAGCUGUCCCGCAAGCACGGGUCGGGCAGCGCGGCCGCCAUCGACGAGCUGCGGCGCGCCUUCGAGCACGCCGAGCGCGCCGCGCCGCACCUCACGCGCGCCUUCGUGCAGCAGGUGGUCCAGAGGGUAGCGUCGCAGUCCCCGUCACACAACACGUCGCAGCAGCAGUGGACGAGGGACCUAUAA
Messenger RNA from Arctia plantaginis, 1908 nucleotides. The record is from the annotation of a GenBank genome assembly. Lineage: Eukaryota; Metazoa; Arthropoda; Insecta; Lepidoptera; Erebidae.